Dunckerocampus dactyliophorus (ringed pipefish) is the source of this 2388-nucleotide messenger RNA. Its product is annotated as ras-related protein Rab-39B. The coding region runs from base 823 to 1464 and encodes 213 amino acids. The transcript has 4 exons. The record is from RefSeq and is a predicted model, not a curated record. Gene Ontology annotation, cellular component: Golgi membrane. Gene Ontology annotation, molecular function: GTPase activity; GTP binding. NCBI's taxonomy places the organism in Eukaryota, Metazoa, Chordata, Actinopteri, Syngnathiformes, Syngnathidae. Gene Ontology annotation, biological process: Rab protein signal transduction.
UGGACACAGCUAAGAAGGAACGAAAAAGAAGAGGAAGCGGAGAAAUUGUGCAAUCCUCAUUUCCGUUAAGUGUGUGACGACAAUGGUGGACUGUACAUAGUGUAUGUACAUAUAAUACUGUAUAAUGUGUGUGGAAGUGUGCGAGAUGGGACACAGGAACUACCCUACCCACCGUCUUGUUUACUUCCGUGUCUGCGCACUAGCCUCCUGCACGCAUACAACCUGCGUCCUUCCUUCCGUUGUUUGUGUGAAAUUGCGAAGUGUUCGGAUUAUCGUUGUAGUUCCGAGGAAUCGAGGCAGUUCAUGCGGUUAAUGUAUAAAUGUAAAUAUGUAUAUUUGAUCAUAUAUUUGUUAUCUAACGUACUCAAAGUAGUUGCACUUUUUGGACGACUUCCGCGUUUGCGCCACUCCACGAUGCUUUACGGUAGUGGUACUGAUGCGGGAUGAGUCAGGCAAUAUGAUGCUGCUAUCGCUGCCAUUUCAUCACUUGCCUACAAAUGACAGGCAAAUGACUUUGUGGCAGUGAGCGUCGACGCCGAGAAAAGACUCCUUGUGUGCACCCUGUUCCUGCCUUUUGUUGCCGCUCUGCGCCCAGACACCACCGAGGACACAGGGGCCUGACUCCAGGGCCUACACCCGUCGUCGCCUCCAGCGGUCCAUCCAUCCGGUCAGACGCCUCAGACGUUGCCAUCAUGGAUCCCGGGCCGGCUUGCAUGUCCUGAACAAUAAAGAGAGAAAGAAGGCUAGUGCAUCUUUCCCCCCAGCUCCAAACAAGAAGACAGACCGGUAGAGUGACAGGGAGUCAAGCACCAGAGCCGAGUUAUGGAAGCGAUCUGGCUCUAUCAGUUCCGUCUCAUCGUGAUCGGCGACUCCACGGUGGGCAAGUCGUGUCUGAUUCGCCGCUUCACCGAGGGCCGCUUCGCUCAGGUGUCGGACCCUACAGUGGGUGUGGACUUCUUCUCCCGACUGGUGGAGAUCGAGCCAGGCAAGCGGAUCAAGCUGCAGAUUUGGGACACGGCGGGCCAAGAGCGCUUCAGGUCCAUCACUCGGGCCUACUACCGCAACUCUGUGGGUGGCUUGCUCCUGUUCGACAUCACCAACCGCCGCUCCUUCCAGAACGUGCACGAAUGGCUGGAGGAGGCACGCAGUCACGUGCAGCCACACAGCAUUGUCUUCCUGCUGGUGGGCCACAAAUGUGACCUGGAGGCCGAGCGUCAGGUAAGCCGGCAAGAGGCUGAGAAGCUGGCGGGGGCCUACAGCAUGCGCUACAUCGAAACAUCCGCGCGUGACGCCAUCAACGUGGAGCGUGCCUUCACAGAGCUGACCAAAGACAUCUUCGCCCUGGUGCGGUCUGGCAACAUCACCAUCCAGGAGGGGUGGGAGGGCGUCAAAAGCGGCUUCGUUCCCAACGUGGUGCACUCCUCUGAGGAGGUGACGAAGAGCGACCGCCGUUGCCUCUGCUGAUGUGGGAGGAGCUUUGACAGAGCGGAGUGGCUAACGGACUGUGGUGUCAGCCAUCUUUGCUGAAGCAGAGCAGACCACUGGAGAGUUGUGGUCAUUUUUUUUGACCGCCAAUGUUUAAUUUGAUGGGAAAACAAGGAUCACAAAUACUUCAAUUGCUUCUGUGGGCUCCCAAAAUUUAAAUCCAAGUUUCCUCCUCUUUCUUCUUCUCCUCCAAUAUGCAAUUCCAUCAUUACAUACACUAAGUUUAUAGCCAACUUUAUCUGGCCUCAUGGACAAGUCACAAACUAACACAGGAGGGCAGAAUCAGCUGGGAAUUUACUGUUGUUGCACUUGGAGCGUCACGUCAGCAUCGUUCUGCUUCAGUAUCACAUUAUAGCAAAGCAACAUUCACUUCUGAAGGAGUCCUUAGAAGCAGGUGGACCUUCUCUCGUUAAGGUGGACCCAAAGGGAACCCAACAGCACCGAAACAGCUGACUUCCAAAACUGUUGUGUCUCUGGGAGUUCGAGCAAAGAGGGAGCAUAAGCAUCCAGAACCAAAACACAUUGAAUUUACCCACAAUGCACGCUUUGAGACAAAAGUGUACCACUGUAUAAUCGAGCAAAGGAGGUCCAGCUGGCUUGCGGACAUUUCCACACAGGCACAAGAAUGUUUGUUGGUUACGUGUGUGCUUUUGACUUCCUCAUGCCAUUAACACACAUGAAGACAAGCCUGACAUCUGUCAAAAAUACACCCAACAUGGUAACAAGGCUGUCUACCACUCUGAAGACUUUUUGGUUACAGCUGUAUUUUAUUCACUUCCCGUAGUGUCCCAAUACUUUUUUUUUUUACAUGCAGUGUAUGCGCCUGAAAACAAAAGUGGGGUUUGGCAGUUGUUCAUAUAGUCCCUUAAUGUUCUAUUAAAAUAAACCACUGGAUCAAAUACA